This is a messenger RNA of Pezoporus flaviventris, 1744 nucleotides long. It is a transcript of the gene FBXO39, whose product is annotated as F-box protein 39. Lineage: Eukaryota; Metazoa; Chordata; Aves; Psittaciformes; Psittacidae. Gene Ontology annotation, molecular function: protein binding. Bases 218 to 1537 code for a protein of 439 amino acids. The transcript has 3 exons. The record is from RefSeq and is a predicted model, not a curated record.
UUUAGGUUAACUAUAGUUUAGACCCAAGAGCUUGUUUGACCCUGGUAUCUUAAGUACAGAAGCAAAGAAAGGGUUGUUAUUUUGAAUGUGAAGAAGUAAACUUUCAACCAUUUGCUUGGAAGCCUGUUCUGUUGGGAAUGGCAAGAAAUCUACCCACAGCUUUCUUCAUCUAGGUUUGGCUCAGCACUCAGAAGAGAAGUGAAAAACUCUCUUCUCAAUGGAAGAUGAUUGUGAACCUGAGCAUAGCUCCUGGGCUCAUUUACCUGAUGUCUGUUUGAGGCACAUCUUCCACUGGUUAGAUGACAGAGACAGAUCUCGGGCUGCCUUGGUGUGUAAGAAAUGGAGUUGGGCCAUGUGCUCAGGAUCCCUCUGGAGAAGAAGAAUCAUCACAUUCUAUGGCCGACAGUCAAGAGCACGGACACUGGAGUUUCAAAGUGCGCUGUGGUAUGUCAAGAAAUUUGGCAAGUAUUUGGAGCACCUCAAGAUCAAAUUAUCAAAUCCUUACAAUAGUGCCUUUACCCGGAAAUUUCAAGUGACUAUGAGAGGUCUUCUUUCACAUCUGGGUAAGUGUAACAGUCGCCUAGUGUCCCUGAGCAUCAAGUACCUGGAAUUAGACUGCUUGAGCUGGAAAAAUACGGUCAGGGCUCAGUUUAUCAAGAACUUAGCUACCUUCCUGAAAAGAAUGAGCAAACAGCUUGAUUAUCUCAACUUAAAAGGAGCAAGAGUAACUUUGGAAGAAGGCUGUGACCUUCUAAAUUCUCUGAGCUGCGUGACAAAUAAAAGCUUUGUCUCUGAAAUCAAUAUUGAGGAUUACUUCAGUCUCCACCUUCCUGUCUACAGCAGCACCUUGUUCCACCAGACUAUGUCCAAGUUCCACAGCCUGGUCAUCCUGACUUUUAAUUAUAACUGCAUCUCUGAUGAGCUGCUGGACAUCCUUCAAGAGCACAGCGCACAUUCCCUGUGCACCUUGAAUAUCAAAUGUCAUAUCCGUGACCCACAUGGACAAGUAGUCUUGGGAAUGUCGUGGGCAAACCUGGCUAAGAGAGCCCCAAAACUGAAAGUGAACUUCUUCUUUGAAAGAGUGAUGAAGCACGAUCACCUAGCCAAGAUCCUGCUAGUGGAGAUCCCAGUAAGGAGCAUCAGUCUACGGAGCUGCUAUUUCAGUAACCCAGACUGGACAAUGAGACCUACCCUCACCAACCUCCUUCCAGCCUAUUGGUGUGUUCUGCAGAAAUUGACACUGGAAUUAAACAAUGUACAUGAGCUGCUGGAUGAUGAGCUGCUGCAGCUCAUCUUAACAUCCAAGAGGUUGUUAUUCCUGAAAGUCUGGGCAUUUCUAAGUGUCACCUUUAUCGAGAGGCUGCUACAAAACCGUGCGGAAAGGAAAUGCAUUUUGACUACCAUAAAGGUCAGGAUUUACACAGCCCGACCAGAGAGCAGUGAGGAGGAUCAAUGGUUGUGCGAUAUUUACAGGAAGUUCAAAUACCUGAUUGAUUCGGAGCUUAAUUAUUUUGUCAUCACCUACCCACUGGUGUAAACCACAGGGAGAGAGAAGAACCCAGUGACAUCUGCAAGCAAUGAAUGGAUCCUUUGGAGGGUGUUAGUAAGGAAUUUGAAUCUUGGCAGUAGUGCCUCUGAAAGGAAGAUAUCAUUACAGCGAGAGAGAGGCAAGGGACAAUUUUACACUCCAUCCAUUAAAACGUUGGACUUGGGAACUGGCUUCCUGUGUCUCCAGCAUCAUUUA